AUGACCACUAGAGACGUCUCGCACCACACCGACAUCGGCAAGAUGAAGACGGAGGACGACGGCACGUUCAAGCGCAAGCCGUCCCAGUUCAGGGACUGGCUCGAGAAGGGCGGGAAGUUCGAGCCCGAGAAGGGCCGGUACCACCUCUACGUAUCCUACGCAUGCCCAUGGGCGACGCGCGCCUUGAUCAUGCGCAAGCUCAAGGGGCUCGAGGACUUCAUCGACGUCAGCGUCGUCUCCCCGCACAUGGGCGAGCACGGCUGGCCCUUCGCGAGCGCGGACACCUUCCCGGGCGCGGACGCGGAUCCGUUGCACGGCGCACAGCACGUCAAGGAUCUCUACCUUCGCGCGGCGCCCAACUACGAGGGCCGCUUCACCGUGCCCGUGCUGUGGGACAAGAAGCACAGCACCGUCGUGAACAACGAGAGCUCGGAGAUCAUCCGGAUAUUCAACGCGUCGUUCAACCACCUCUUGCCCGAGGAGAAGGCGAAGCUGGAUUUCUACCCCGAGGGGCUGAGGAAGGAGAUCGACGAGGUGAACGACUGGGUGUAUGACACCGUGAACAACGGCGUAUACAAGUCCGGCUUCGCGAGUUCGCAAGCCGCCUAUGAAAAGGCCGUCCUCCCCCUCUUCGCCUCGCUCGACCGGCUCGAGAAGAUGCUCCAGGGCAAGGACUACCUCAUCGGCGACCAGCUCACGGAGGCCGACAUCCGGCUCUUCGUCACCAUCGUCCGCUUCGAUCCCGUCUACGUCGGGCACUUCAAGUGCAACAUCCGCACGAUCCGCGGCGGCUAUCCCGCCAUCCACCUCUGGCUCCGCAAGCUGUACUGGAACUUCCCCGCGUUCAAGGAGACGUGCAACUUCGAGCAUAUAAAGACACAUUAUUACUGGUCCCACCCAAUGAUCAACCCGCACAGAGUCAUCCCUGUCGGGCCAAUCCCCGACAUCCUGCCUCUCGAAGCUUAA
Molecule: messenger RNA, 966 nt
Organism: Fomitopsis serialis
Lineage: Eukaryota; Fungi; Basidiomycota; Agaricomycetes; Polyporales; Fomitopsidaceae
Product: glutathione S-transferase
Exons: 5
Coding region: 1-966 (321 amino acids)
Cellular component (GO): cytoplasm
Molecular function (GO): glutathione transferase activity
Source: RefSeq, a predicted model, not a curated record